UAGAAAAUAAGCGUGAUUCCAAGUAAAAAGGUCCCAACUUGGUGCAGUGCCUGACAGAAUUAUCAGAGAUGUGGUCGAAUCAAGACUUGUCGGAAACGAAAACAAUGCUGGAACCCAGCAAAAAAUCGGAUUAUUGGAUAGUGGGAAUUGCUUUGAUCAUUUUCUUCACUUCAGGUAUUUUGAUUGGUCGAUAUGGAACCAGCCAUGAUAGUCAACAUGUUUUAGACGUCAAGCAGUUGGUAAUUGACCAGAUCUCUACAGAUCAAAUAAGCUCUAAUCUAAGGUAUUUGACGAGCACGCCGCAUGUGGCUGGAACAGCCCAAGACUUGUUACAAGCUGAAUGGAUGAGAGAUCGUUUUCUGGAAGCAGGGUUGGAUGAAGCUAAAACGGUUCCAUACGACGUAUUGCUCUCGUAUCCGCUGCCAGGAGUGAUGAAUAAAGUUUCACUGAUCGACGACCAUGGUAGAAUUAAUUACACUACAGCUGGUCGUCAACCGCCCCUUGGAUCUCCCGAAGAAUAUUCAGAGGAUAUCAUGCAUAACUUCAACGCAUUCUCGGCUAGUGGAGUAGUUGAGGGAAAUGUUGUCUACGUCCAUUAUGGUCGAAAGAAGGAUUACGAGUUUUUGUUGUCACGCGGAAUUAAUGUUUCUGGUCACAUUGCUCUGAUUCGAUUAGGGGUGAUAUUUCGUGGAUCCAAGGUGGAGUUAGCUGAAAGAUAUGGUGCAAUUGGAGCGAUUCUAUUUUCCGAUCGGAUUGAGAAAACGAGUCAGGACCGCAAUUUUACCUAUCCCGAUAGCUGGUGGAUGCCGGGCACUGGAGCCGAGUAUGGUCACGUCGGCCGCUUGCGAGGUGGAGACUUAUUGACGCCCUACUACCCGGCCAUUGAAAGCGCUUUCAGAAUUAAUGAAGACAAUCACCCAGGUCUGCCUAAAAUUCCCGUACUGGCAAUAGGUUACGAAGAAGCUGAAGUAAUUCUUAGACAUAUCUCCCCCGAAAACCCUGCGCCGACCAAAUGGGGCGGUAAAAUGGAUGCACCCUACAAUAUUGGUCCUAAUCUUCGCUAUCCUGGAUGGAAAGUUAGGUUAGACGUCAGCAUCACCAAUGAAAGGAGAACCACUUUCAAUACAAUCGGAAUUUUAAAAGGAUCAGUCGAAGAUGACCGCUAUGUUCUCUUGGGGAAUCACCGCGAUGCCUGGACAUUUGGAGCAUUGGACCCGUCAAGCGGCACGGCGUCUAUGAUUGAAAUUGCAAGGGUUUUUGGAAACAUCAAACGCGAACAAAAUUGGCGACCUCGUAGGACAAUAGUGUUCUGUAGCUGGGGCGCUCAUGAAUAUGGAUUGGUGGGAUCAUAUGAAUGGACCCAGCAACACGCAAAAGUUCUCAACCAAAGAGCUGUGGCGUAUCUUAACGUAGACACUGCCGUCAGUGGUAACCGCACUCUCUUUGGCAACGCUUUUCCCACCUUGAAGCAUUUGUUGGUCGAUACAGCUAAACUUAUACCGAAUCCGAAUGUCAAUGAAGUAAAGUUUGGUCGGAAAACAGUCUUUGAUACAUGGAUAACGCAAUCGCGAGAUCGAGAAAUUGUUGAUCAACCCUCGGUAGGGAAUCUUGGUGGUGGUAGCGAUUUUGAAGGAUUUUCUUACGUCGUCGGGAUUCCAGCAGUUGAUUUUGGCUACAUGACAAACGGUGCUUACCCGACCCGAUAUUCCCUGUACGAUAGUUAUCAUUUGGCAAGCAACAUUGUUGAUAGAGGAUUUGUUCACCACCAAGCCGUGGCACGAAUGUGGGCCGUCAUGGCUAUUACGCUCUCUGAUUCUACUGUUCUGCCGUUUGAUAUCUUAGCUUACGCAUCCUAUCUGAAUCAGUCAUUAAGUUUGCUGCAAAGUAGAUACGGAGGUGUUUUACUACAGAAUGGCGUUUCGCUAAAACACGUACGAGUAUCCCUUGACCAUUUCGUAUUCGCUGUAAAGAAUUUCAACAAUAACGUGCUGAAGAAUGUUGACCAUUCUGAUAUUAUGGCAGUGCGGCGAAUUAACGAUAAGCUCAUGUAUUUGGAACGCUUCUUCAUCGACCCGAAAGGCUUACCUGAGCAUCCUGAAACUAAUCACAUUGUAUUCUCGACAAGCACCAGCGAUUCCCACACGUUCAGCUCUUUUGCUGGACUUGUGGAUUUGAUCGUAAAAGUGGGAAAUAACACAGAAGUAGACGACCCGGACACUUGGAUCAAGAUUCGUCAUCAUCUUUCUGUCGUAGCAUUUUUAAUUGGAGAGGCAGGCCGAUCACUCAAUGGAGAUUUUUAACGUCGGCUUGUCAGUUCAUUAUAGCGUACAUUAAAUUUUAUAUUUUAUGUGAUCAUUUAAGCAGUGAAACCUCAGUGAAUAAAAAGUAAGACAAAA
Daphnia magna is the source of this 2396-nucleotide messenger RNA. Its product is annotated as N-acetylated-alpha-linked acidic dipeptidase 2. NCBI's taxonomy places the organism in Eukaryota, Metazoa, Arthropoda, Branchiopoda, Diplostraca, Daphniidae. The record is from RefSeq and is a predicted model, not a curated record. The coding region runs from base 69 to 2300 and encodes 743 amino acids. The transcript has 13 exons. Gene Ontology annotation, molecular function: carboxypeptidase activity.